GUGUGUGCAGCUCCUCGUGGUUUCGCGGGCCUCCGCCUCUUCCUCCUCCACCUCCCCCUGCUGCGCCCCGGACUCGGGGGACCAGGUAGACGGAGAGCGAGGACGGGCCCCCCGGGACCGCUCUUGCGUCGGUACGUUAGCCUUGAUGGGCGCCAGCCAGCCUGGACACGCACGCAUUCAAGCCGGCGACCCGCCUGCGGAGCACACGUGUGCCGUCGUCGUCGUCGCGCGCAGGUGGUUUUAUCCGCGAGGAGACCCACGUCUCCCACGUAAUUCGGCCGCGAGAGGAGAAGAGAAACCGACUCCUCCCCCGGAGGGAAGAAAGGAGGAAGAGGCUCGCGGGUGACCUCCGACGUCGGCGUGGUCCAGGAGGACCUCGCUUCGGGAAAAGUGGAGGAGGAGAGACCGCAGGAUGCUCGGUGAUUGAUCCGGCCGGUGUGUGUGCGCGCGCGCAAACGAACGGCGAGGAUGUCGACGACGGACGUGGUCCGCAUCGUGCAGCAGGGAGCCGCCGACGAGGACCAGGGGAGGCUGAAGGCUGAUCUACAGUACCUGAGAAGAAGGGGCCUGUUCAAGGCGUCCGGCGAACUAUUGCACCAAGGACGCAAGUGCGCGCGAUGCGGCGCUCCAUUCGGUAGAUUUUACAACGUCGGCACGGUGUGCACGCGCUGCAGGCAUCGGAUAUGCCGGCAGUGUCGCGUCGAGAUCAGGAGUCACACCGGCGACAAAGAGGAGGUCGAAUGGAUCUGCAACGUUUGCUACAAGAUCGCAGAAUUGCACGCACUCACCGGCAAGUGGAUGUACGAAGGUCCGGUCGCCGGGGAAUCCUUGAGCGAGAAGACAUCGCCGUCCACUGCGAACUCGCUGAACCACAGCAUCCGACGUGCUUGGACGAUUAAUGGUCCACCGACGCGUUGGUCAGCCACAAGGAAAUCCCCGGAGCUGCGAAUAUAUCGCAGCCUGCCGUCCCGUCAUCAGGACUAUCCAGAGCCGUUGGAAGACUCGAAGAACGACAGUGCGUCGUUGAAGUCCGGCGAAUACUCGCGAGACAGCAGUUCGGACGCUAAGGAUCGAGUCGAAAGUAACGAGGACUCUAAGGACGCGUGCGAGGCGAGCGAGAAGAGCGUGUCGAUCAACGAACGAACGAAAAAGGAGAAAACUACCGGUAGAUCGGAGGAGGAAGUGCCAUCACCGGAUGCCAUAAGGUUCAAGAGGACCGAACGAUCGAACAAGAGUAAAACAGAUGAGCAGGAGGAUCUUGCGCAGGAGCCGAGCACACCGAGAAUCUCAUUGAUCAAGCCGCCCAGGAUCCUUACGAAGUUCAUAUCUCCCGAGACGAAACCGAGCCCGACGAAGCAUGGCGAGAGGAAAUCGAACAUUCCCAUCUUCAGGAGGAGCUCCAAGGAGUUCGAGGAUAUCCGCAGCCCACAGGAAUCGCCUAAGCGAUCGCUUAUCCCUCAGAGGUAUAGAGGAAGCACCGACGACUUGCGCCGCAGUCGCGAGGACAUAAGUGUGCCGAGUUUGAUCCCGAAACUGCUGUCCUCUCGCAGCAAAGAAGAGCGACUGAAGCGGCAAGACAGCAAAGACGACAUCCGCCAUCCGCUCAAGUCCGCGAGAAAGGAUCCCAAGGAGGAGGCCAAGACCUCGUCGCUGGUCGCCUCGUCGUCCGCCAGCAAGGACGACGGCGGCGGCAAGGCUUCAGGAAUACGGAUCUUUCGUCGAGAUAACAGUCGCGAGGACGUGGGCAGAGAAAGCGCGAAUUCGAUCGGCUCCACGAAAGGAAAGCAACAGCAGGAUAAAACGCAGGAGAGAACGGAGGAUCGAGGCGUGGGCGGCGCGACGAGAUCGCGAGCCGUUGGCGAGCAGAACAGGACGAGGUGCGAAGACAGCAAGGACGCUAACGACGUUAACGAGGAAUCGAGGUGCGAGGAGGCUGUCGUCUCCGUCGAGCGGGACGAGGCGACACGAGGCGACAAGGAGGAGAUCGCGACUCAGGCCGAUGUCGAAAUCGCCCAGGACGCUGGGAUGAUCGACGUGAUCGUCGCGGAGGAUAGGACGCAGGAGGAUCGGCGGGAACAGGACACGAUGGUCGUAGGCGAAGUGAUAGACGAGAAGCAUUUGCUGGCGCGAGAACCGGUCGAGUCCCCGGAGAACGAUAAGCAGGACGACGAGGAGACCAGGGACACCGCCGAGCGUCUGUUGGACGGCAGUGACGGUGACGUCACUGGCAUCGCUGGUGAACGGAGGAGCCUGUUGGAAAUCGGCUAUGGGAAGAGGCUGGACGAGUUCCAAGUGAUACGGCGAAAGUUCUCCAAAGAGGAAUUCUCGAAUCCAGACGACACCGACGACGCUCCUAAUAAGCGUUGUUCAAGCCAUCUGUCGCCGGAAGCCAGUCCACUGAGCACAAGAUCAUCAAGAUACAGUCCUCGGGAGAGCGAGAGCGAGCCCACACCGGCGUUGCCACGUAAAAUCGGUGGAGACUCCUGUUCCGCUUCCCAGAGGAUACGUGACGCCAUCACGAGGACCAGAAGGGAGUCCAACAGCAGCACCAGAUACGAGAGCAGCGGCAGCGAAAGCGUCAGAUUGAGCGAGACCGGGUUGCACGGAUACGCGGAGCUGGCCAGGAAGGUGAAGUUCUUCGGAGGGUGUGGAAGCGCGGUUUCGUCGACGAUCGGCGGCGACGAGGUGGUGCAGCGCGACAGCGCUACCAGCGCAGGUGAGGACGAAACCAACGAGGAUGGCCACGAUAGAGCAGGACCGGUCCCUUCUCAAGGAAGGACGAUGCUGCGGCGAAGGAGGCAGUUCGAUGCUCAAGGUUCUCGACGACGCGGGAGAUCGCACGCGAGGUCCUGCUGCGGGACGGAGGACUUGCAGAGCCUGCAGACGUUGCAUCUGAUCGGGGGACGCGGUCGACACCGUAGUCCCAAUCCGUCUGGCGGCUGCCAGGGCCAGGAACAGCCACCAGCGGUGGACUACAGGCGACUGGUGUUCAUCAGCUCGGAUUCGUCGUCCGGCCGCGAGGAGGACGACGCGGACAGCAGCUGCUCGAGCUCGUCCUACCUGAACGGGCUGCCCCGCAACGGCGGCCACGCACAGUCGCUCGAGGACUGCGACUGGGACUACUACGACAGCGGCAGCCUGCCGCUGCCAGCGAUCGCCAUCGGCGCCGGUAACCACGUCGGCGCGGACCACGGCGUCGCUCAAGACUGGAGCUGCUGUCCGGGACGCGGCUCGGCCGCCUGUCAGGCUUGUGGCGGUUCCCGUAGCGCGAACGUACUCCCGGUGCCGGUGCCCAUACCGGUCCCGGUUCCGUACCCGGUGCCGGUACCGGCGGCUCUGUGGACCGGCGACUUCGCGGCGGCCGCGUCAUCCAUGAUAAGCCGCGACGGCCAUGCCGAGCCGGGAACUCUGAGGCUGCGAGGCGAUCCUGCGGCGCCCUGGUUCGCCUGGCAUCCUCGCUUCAACCAGCCCCUUCAUGGCGCCCGUCUGGAUCCCCGGCUGACCGGCGUCUUUGAUCCGACCACCUGCACCUUCCGACCGGAUCAGGUGAUGACCCCGAGACUGUACGGGCCGAUAACGGAGACCACGGCGCCCUCGGCGAAUUACGAGUCGUCGCCUCAGCAGCAACGUUCGACGUCCAGCAACGGGCAAGACGCGAGGGACGACGCGAAGGUCGCGUCGAAAGCGGAAGAGCCGUUGAAGACCGAGGAGAACUUGUCGGCGAAGGAGACCAGCGAGCCCAUUGGUUCCCCUGUCGCGAAGAAUAAAGCGAGACCGAACGAGACAGAGAACAUCGAAGCGGAGUGCGAGGAAGGCGAUGAAGACGCGGAGGAGGUAGAAGCGAGCGAGGUGGAGGCCGCCUGCGAGGAUUCGCUGUCUUCGUCCUUCGACAGGAGCGCGGAGAGGAUGUACCAGCACUCGCGAGAGGACUCCGGCAGCUCGUCCGGCCGCUCAUCGGCGGACAGCAGCGACCUGGAGGACGACUCCAGCUCGCAUCGCUUCUCCAGGGUGUUCGUGGUGAACGAUGACUCGCUCACCAGCGACAACGACAUCGAGGACAAUGAGGAGGACGACGACUCGGACUCGGCGGCGGAGGGCGGUGUUACCCUGAAGCGCGUCAUCGCGAUCCCCGAGGAGGAGCCGGUGGUGCUGCAGCACGUGAGGCUGCUGAACGAGGAGGACGCUCUCGUGGAGAACGAGCGCAAGGAGAACAGCAGGGACGAACUGGGAGCGGCUCGUUCCAGGAUCCACGAGCCCGAAGGCGACGCCAGGUUGUCGUUGGGCGAGCACGUCGGCAACUCGAGCGACAGACGGAAAAGUCGCGGCAACGGCGACAAGAGGCUCCCUCUUCUGCUGCAGCACCGGUCCAUCCCCGAGGAGAUGUACCUGGCGGACGACAACGACUGUUCCGGCAAUCGAAUCGAGCUGAGGUCCAUCAGGACGCUCGACCCGGACAGCAUCGAUCCACCGGUGGCGUCGUUCGCGAGGGAUCUCGAGACUCUCGUCCCGAAGACGGCGGACACGCUGAGGCGCAACGAUCGCUCCAGGACACCGGAGGUGGUUUCGCAGGACGAUCAGCUCGAGCCGAAGUCGCCCUCGAGCGACGCUUGGGACCCCACCAUCGUCCCGGAUUCCCUCGAGAUCUCCGACGAGCUGCUCCCCAAGGACGCUACCGACUGUGAAAACAGAGGCCGCGUCACCUCGCUCUUCGAUAACGAGCAGUGGUGCGCGCGAUCGCGUGUCAGAAACUACGACGAUCGCCGGGGAGAUAAGUUGCUUUUAUCGGCGGCGGAUCAUCGCGACGUCGCUGUCGGCGACGCGUCCGUCGACAGUUCCAUCGGCAACGAAAGCAACACCACGGGCAGCGAGGUGAGCAGCGACGAGCUGCACGAGUACGAGCUGACCACGGUGUCGUCCUCGUUCGACUUGGGCAACGAGGUCGCCGCGGUCAACGGCGAGCUGCUGCACCGGCUCGCCAGGGAGAAGACGGAGGGAGAGGUUGUCCGGGCGAAUGGCUACCAUCUCCACGGAUCUGAUCAGGAUGACAAAGGGAGCUCGGCAGUCACGCGAACGAUGACGAAGAGCGGUGCCAAGCGGAACGCGGGAACGAUCGCCGGGUGGUCUCCGGAUCAGAAUUCGAUCGACGCCGCGGUUGUCACGACGACGACGGUGGAGUCGAUGAUCGGCGGGAAGGACAACGAUGACGAAGACGGCGAUCAGCCGGUCACGCGUCGUCGCGCCGGAAGAACAGAGCGGCAAGAUGGCGCGGAAGACAACGACCCUACGACGACGACGACGGGAGAGCUGGUAGUAGGAAUCGCCGACGUGGGCGACGCGCUACCCAGCAAGACUCAGGAGACGUCGAGGAGGAGUGCGGAGGGUGUCGGCAAGGUGGACAGUGCGCAUGACGACGGCCCGGUGAGAGGCGAGAUCGCGACCGUCGGUGCCGGUGGUCAGGUGGGAGGAAGUGGCAGUGACGGUAACGGUGGUGGUGGUGGUGGUAGUGGUGAGAGCCUCGCGGAGGGGGGAGCGACACGGUUUCGCUCAGUCGAGCGACGCCCGUGCACUCGUAAGGAGAAUGGAUUCCCAGCUGACGCGUCGGCCAAGGAUCCUGCCAGAGACGCCCAGCACUUUCCCUCGGUGGCGUGCAACAACAACAAUAACAACAGCAACAAGUACAGGAGCCUCGUGAUGAUCACCCAGGAGGCCUCGUACCAGCCGGUGAGCGUCGUCACCUCGGACACCACCACGCUGCUGCAGCCGGAUGAGAUCCACUCGGCCGGACAGGGUCUGGCUGGUUAUUUCCAGCUGGCGCUGGAAGCUGCGGGCGAGCAGCCGCCGCGCAAGAACGGCCAGGGUCCUCGCAGGCCGUUGAUGGUGAAGAGGCUACCGGCCGCGACGGCCGUCGUUACGGCGAGCCAUCAGUCUGAACCCGAGGCGGACAGUGGUCUGAGUGUGGGCAGUGCCAGUGAAAGCGACGACGUGUCCGUGAAGAACAACGUGAACAACACGUCGAGGUACGGUAAUUGCCGGGCGGAGAGCGCGGAAGACGGAGGUGCGAGGGAACGCGCAGCGUCCGCGGAGAAUCGCGAUGGCGCGCGUCCACGUGCCUCGUCGCAGUCCAGCGACGACAAUUCGGCGGCCAGUGGCGGCGGCGUCAUCAUACUCGAGGAGGGUCUCGCCGACGACGAUUCCUGGGUGGAGGAGGUGUCGCACGACGAGGACGAGCCUGGCGCCACCACCGCCACGGAGGAGAGCUCGGAAGAUGAAGCCAACAACUUCGGUGACCGGGAGGAAGAGCUGCGCGGCUAUCGCAGACAGGCGAUCGACUUCACUCUGCACACCAUCGUCGAGGAGUCCUGCGAAGAGAGCGAGACGGAGCCCGGCAGUUUGGCCGCGGGCAGUCCUUCGAAGAAGCCGCGACCGCCCUCCGCUUCCGAGCUGGAGAAGUAUUUCUUCUUCGGCCUGGGCGGCGACGGCAACAAUUCCAGCAUGGGUUCGCGCGAGGUCGACAGCUUGUCGGAGACGUCCUCGAUAUACUCGGAGGGACUGGAGUCGCUGGGACAGGACGAGGCGAACGGCGGCGGCCAAAGCCAAGACAGAAGCAACUCCGGCGACAGCUUCCUGAACUCUUCUAGGCUGGAGAAGUAUUACCUCUCGGAGUUCCUCGGCUUCGACCAAGACAGGAGAGACUCGGACGGCUCGGUGGGCAGCGACUCGGAGGGUAGACCCAGUCCGGAGGCGCAGAGGAGGAAGAAAUUGGUCCGAGCGCGAGGUACCGGCAGGUCUCACAGCUCCUCGCUGGACAACCUGUUGGCUCUCACGCAGAGCUCGCAGAAUCUAAGCUCGCAGAACUCGCUGCAGGACCUGAGCCUGAACCAGGACGCGCAGGAGACUCAGUCCGAGGGCUCGUCCACGGAGACCGACGGCACCGAGGACGGCCAGACCGCCGCAUUCGGCACGGACGGCCAGUUCGACACGGUGAAACGCAAGAAGAAGAAACCACGGAACCUGGGCACUCAGAGCCCUCGCGUUCCCGACGAUCGCAACAAGACGCCGGAGCCGAACCGGGAAAUGGCGCUUAUGAGCGAGGUGGUGGUGGAGAACGACAACGAGGCGAUGAACUCGGAGGACUCGGACAGAGCGAAGACCCCGCAACCGGAGUCGGUCUUGUCCUCGUCCUCGUCGCCGUCCACCCUGACCAACACGUCGAACGUCUCGUCGUCCCAGAUGGACUCCUCGAGGAACGUCCAGGUGACCUCGGGAGACUCGGUGAGCUACGGGCAACGUUCGAAGCAACAGUCGAGGGACUCCGGCUUCGUCGGCAGCUGCGACGAUCUCCUGCAGCAUCAGAAACUCCCGGAUGAGGGCAAUCAGCCGAGCAGUCCCGAGGUCGACCACGAGGCGAGCGGCGCGGAGCGCUCGCUGAGCAAGACCAGCGAUCACCUUCCCGGUCCGAACGUCGCCGAGGGCGUCGCCGUAGCGGACAGGAGCAACCUCGCGAAGCACCCGGUGAAUCACGCCGCGAGCCUGCCGCACCUGGCGAACGCCUCGCUCUCGCGCAAGGACAGCUUCAACAACUGGUCCAGCGACGAGGAGACGAAUCUCAUGAUGUCGAAGAUGCGGCAGUUCUUCAAGACGAUGGUGGCCAACUCGAACGGGCAGAACGCGACGAACUCGAGCGGCGCCUCGCCGGCGCCGAGUCCCCGGCUGACCGGUUACGCGUCGAAGGCGCGGCUGUGCGCGCAGAACCGCACGAAGCCGCCGCAGCUGGUGUACUUCGAGAACGAGCUAACGCGGCUGAUGAAGACGGUGCCGGGUAUACGCGACGAGCAGGUGCGCGAGAUCGUCGAGUACCUCAGCUCGGAGGACACGUGGUCGGACUCGUACGACAGCUCGGACUACACCAGCUCGGAUUUGGAGGGCGCCGCAGCCGGCGGUCGCCGUUCGGCUCUGCAGGAGCAGAUCUCGCAGAGCUGCCAGCAGAUCAUCAGCAAAUUCGACACCACUUCCGCCGACGGCGGUGGUGGCGCUCUUUCGGACAAGGACAGGGACCACGUGAAAGGCCUGCCGGGCGAUUCGCCGCAGCCCGCCUGCCUCGGCAGGGACACCGCCUUCGUCUACCAGAAGCUGGUGCAGAGCUUCACCAAGAUGGCGGGCGACGGUGUGAGCUCGGACGCCAACUCCACGCCGCACAGCAGCCCGCCGUUGAUCGCCAAGGUGAUGCACCACAUCGGCAGCCGGCUGGUAGCGCUGAUGCACGAGGUCUCCGAGGGCGGGCCGGCGGCGCAGCAUCACUCCAGCGGCACCUCCUGGCGACGGUACUCCCAACACCACCGCACCCCGUCCUCGGCGUCGACCACCGAGGACGACGACUCCACGUCGGACUCCACCAACGCGCCCUCGUCGGCCCACCUGCAGCUGCCCAGGUCCAAGUCGCACGACCCGCUGCUGCUGAUCAACAGCCACCCGGCGGCCUCGACCGGUCAAGAGGGCGAGGAACGCGAGGCGAGCGACUACGAGAGGUUCUCCUGGCGCGGCAGCUUCGAGUCCGCCCUGAUGGCGGCCGACUCCAGGACGAAGCUGAGCCUGUUGGCGUGCUCCGGUGACGUCAGUGGCAGUGCUAGUGCCAGUGCCAGUGCCUUGGCGAUGGCGGCGAAGCGUCGCAGCGCCGGCGACCUGCUCUUCAACCCCAAGAGCUUCUCCAGGGAGCAGCUGGACAGAGUGAGGAGCUGCGGCUCGAUCGGCGGCGGCGGUGGCGGCGGAGUAAGCGGUGGCGCAACCGUCGCCGGCGGCGGCGGCUGCAGCGGCGGCUCCAUCGAGGAGAGGAUCUGGAGUAACCGCAGGAGAUCCUCCGUUCCGGACGCCAACACCAGGGGGGAGUCAGGUGCAUCCGCCGGCGACGAGGACACCGAGGACGAGCUGGAGUACGGAGGCGGCGAGUCACGCGCGACGACUCUUCCACGUGGCAUGCAGUCCGCGAUCUCUGCGGCGACCAACUCGCUGCCGCGUCUGCCGGCGUCGAGCGUGCCGGCCGGUCUGACCGCGACGUCGGCGUCGGCGUCGUCCGCGUCGUCGUCGUCCUCGCCGAUGCACAAGGCCCACAGCGUCUACCACUUCCUGCCGCAGCACAGCGGCGUCAAGUCCGCCCGUUAUCGGCCGCCCGGCUUCGCCAGGAACAGCAACGUGCCCGGCGCGAUCGGCGGGCCAAAACGCGCCGUCAGCGCGCCGGGCCUCCAAGUCUCCGGCUCGCAAUCGGCCGCCGGCAAACGAGACAACUCCAGGUCGCGGAGACAGCAAACGAUGUCGCUCACCUCCGACGAUGGAGGUAGUUUAUCGGAAGCAUGCAGCACUCCAAUUAUCGGAGCAGGAUCACGAGCAGGAUCUAGUCACACAGUCAUGGACAUGGAUGAUAUGGAUCCAGGAUUGCAUUCCGGUCAUCUCGCUACUCGUGCCUCCUUGUCGAGCCUCGGGGCACGUUCGGACUCAAUGGCGUCGGUAUACAGCGGCGCGGGUGAGGGACGUUGUUGCCGAUCCGUGGUCGUCACCGGCGAAGUGGAGUUCGCUCUGCAGUACGACUAUAAGCACCUGACCUUCGAGGUGCACGUGACGAAGUGCAAGAACCUCGCGCCAGUGGAUGUUAAGCGCAAACGAUCGGAUCCAUACGUCAAGGUAUACCUGUUGCCGGAUAAGUCAAAGAGUGGCAAGAGGAAGACGAAGGUGAAGAAGCACACGUUAAACCCGGAGUUCAACGAGACCCUGAAGUUCCAUAUGAGCCUGAGCGGCCUGGAGACCAGGACACUGUGGCUGACUGUCUGGCAUUCGGACAUGUUCGGUCGCAACGACUUCCUCGGCGAGGUGCGGAUGCCGCUGGAGAACAAGAUAUUCGACGAUCCGACGCCCCAUUGGUAUCCCCUUCAGGAAAGAACGGAGCCGUUCGACGAUCCAGUCGCAUACAAGGGAGAGGUGAUAGUCGGUCUGAAAUUCGUGCCGCCGGAUCCGACGCAGCAAGAUCGCGAUCGGGAAAACGGCACCGAUCACCGCAGUUCCAAAGCAAAGAAAAACUGGAGUCGUGGUGCUCUCCACGUUCUCGUUAAGGAGGCUAGGAACCUGCAAACUCGGGCCAAGAACUCGGGCACCUGUGAUCCUUUCUGUAAAAGCUAUUUGCUGCCUGACAAAGGCCGAUCCGGUAAGCAAAAGACUGGAGUGGUGCGCAGAUCGGGCGGCUCCCCGGUUUGGGGACAUACGUUCAUAUACAAAGACGUUAGUCUGCAGGAGUUAGCAGAACGUGGAUUGGAACUGACGGUCUGGGAUCACGAUAGGAUUGCCAGCAACGAAUUCUUGGGCGGCGUGCGGUUUAAUCUCGGCACCGGGAAGCACUACGGGAAACCUGUGGACUGGAUGGACGCGACCGGCCGUGAACUGUCUCUGUGGCAGAACAUGCUCGAGAGGCCGAACUUCUGGGUGGAAGGCGCGGUGACGUUGAGGCCGAACCUGCACAAUCACGGCAAGAACAACGGCUCUUAAGAACGACGAGCGACGAGCACGGCGCCGUUCGACGACUAUCGGGAUAACGGCGCGCUUCUCAGUCCUCUCGUUUCCUUUUUUCGGAGACUCGCAGGAGACUCUCGGCUUUUCAGAGAUGGCGAUUUAGUCCAAGUAUCGUUAUAUGUGUACAUAGUUCCAGAAGCGUCGCGUAAGUCCCCGAGAAGCGACAGACUCGCGAAACGAAAAUCAGUGCCUUCGGGAGCGACGUGGACUCGCGUCUUUCGGUGUCCUUCGGUCCUCCUAAACUGGCACGACCAAGAAUUCCGGUCCGCCGACGGAAACUUCCAUGGAAAGUGGAUGGCCCUCAGCCCGGUGGAUCGAAGGGAUAUACGUCAUUUCGUUGUUUCUUCGGUGCUUUUGCACUCUGCAUAACGUACGCACUAACGAUUCUCCUCUGUCUAUUCUUACUCUUACGUUGCGUCCUAUAUAAAUUUAUCUAUAUCGUGUAAAUCGUACUUUUUAAUUUCCACGUGAAACUUUACCCAACCAGUACGUGAUGCACGACACUCUUGUUUCUUUGAUUUCUCUUCUUGCUUUAUUGUUACUUCGCGUUAUUAUUUCGAAAGAUAAUAUAAAACGUAUCAAUAAUAAUAUAAAAGGCGCGUUAGCUGAUUUUUGAGUGAAAGUUAGGCGGUAGUUUGUUUUCUCUACGCGCGAUUUUUCUUCCUUCGCUUAGCAAUGAGAUAGAAAUUUAUAAUAGAAAUAGAAAUUUAUAAUUUCGUAGAUAGAGAACGUCGUGAUAUACACGCGAAAAUGAAUAAAUCUAAAUUUACGUUUACACGUGAAUUUAUACGAGAAUUAUCAUUUUAGAAGAUCGACUUGGAGACAGACUAUGCAAAAUUAUAUUUUCUGUUUAAUUAUUUUUCCCGUGGAACGCGGCUGAGAUCUUAUUUUCCGCUUGCCUGGUUCCUUGCACUCGUAGCUUCUUUCGCACAAAGCCGGGAUUCGUAACAACGACAUAUUAACAUAAUGAACGUGCCAAACGUUGAGAGGAUAGAGUUGUAGCGCAAUUGACACGUUAUCUUUUGAUAUUUUUCGAGAUAAAGUUACAUCAUUAAGUAGAGUCCACGCUUACCUUCGAUGCUGUUUCAUUCGGGAAUGACCAUCAAUUUUUUAUCCUCGUAACUAACGGGUUAACUUUCAUCACAGCGUCAUUUCCACGUAUUGUUUGCGAAGCGUAUUUUUCCUUCUUUCCAAGCUACUUCUCGUUCUCUUGUCGCACAUUUUUAUGCCUGUUAUUUCUCCUUAUCGCUGUGGCGCGAGAAGUUCCAUGUAGAACUACGCGAGCUGAACAGGCGAUGAAAACACAUGCAAUAUCGUGAAGUAUCGUCGAUAUUCUCGAGGAGAUACUCUUAGGUCCUCACUACAAAGCCCGAAACGAGAUAACGAGUAAAAGCAGAAGUGCGUCCGUCCAAGCAGUCGGCGAGACGAUUAUCGGCAUCGUAUUGGAACGAACGAAAAACGAUGAAUUCUCGUAACGUGACUCUCGCCGAGUUCCGAACGUUGAGUCGCGAAACUGUACGCGUGUGCUUGGAGAGUUCGCGCGUGAAAUUCUACCUCAGAGAAAAGAAGAUUGUCCCCGAAAAUCAAUUCGCGAAAACGGCGGAAGGAUGACGAAAUGAUCUUUAGUAAAAAAGAAAAAAAAAAUCCUCGCGAAGGAAGAACAAGUGCAAUAUAAAUCAAUUCGGCGUUGCGGUAAACAGCGCGUCCAAAAAUUAGUAAAAUUGUAGUAAAAUGUUAUGUGAUAUCAAUUUACAUUGCGGAUACGUGCAAAGUUCGUGAGAAAGCGGAGGUAGCGAGCGGACGAGGAGUCUCGUUAUAUUUUCUCUUCUCUUACUUUACGAUUCACGAUUUUCGAACAAUGUUUCAUUUUUGAAGAAAUCGACCAACGAUAAAUUUUUUAUCAUUUGAUCGAACGUUUGAGAGCCUUCGAUAUCAUUGAGCGUUCAAUUGCGUGUCGGAAAAACGAUGAACUCGACUCGAAUUCAAGAAAAUAGAACGGAUCUCCUGUUCAGCCGCUCGCUUUCCCUCCGUCGUUCGCCAACGAACAAAUCGGACAAGACGAGAAACGUCGGCGUUUGGUACGCGAAACGACAACGUUGUGGACACUUUCCUUUCUUGGAGAGAAAGAUGCUUCCAGUGUGUACAAUAGAGAACGAACGAUGACGAGCGAACGAAGCGAUGGAACGGUGUAUUUAAGGGAUUUAAAUAUGACCGCUUCCUCCCAUCGAUUUAUACACAUAUACACACACACACACACACACAUACACACACAUCCAUGUACAACGCACACAUACACACACAUACACACAUAUUCUCCCUCUCUCUCCCUCUCUCUUUUUCUCGUAUAGAUGUUAUAUUUAUACAUGUAUACUUAUGCGAGUAACUACCAUCGCUGCUCUGAAAUUCUCGAAAGAAACUCGUCAUUCACGGAUCCAUUCUAAGGACACGGAGGCUUUCUUUCGGCGAUUUCAGGACGAUCGUAGAGGAAGGCCCACAUCUGCGGCUCGCGUUUAGCGCUAAAGGCGCGCUGGUCUGUCUCACUUAUCGUUCAGCGUUAAAUCUGGACUAUCUCUGUUACGAUAUUUAUGUUUAAUGCUUGAGCAUUCACGUCUGGCGCUAAACGCUGAAUCGCUGAAUCGCGGCGCAAGCAUGAAUCGACGACACGAAUGUUCCCGAAUGAAUCGAAGGGCCGAACUGACGUACUUCGUACUUAACCGACUUAAUUAUACAGCCUUCGAUUGUUAGCAUACGAUUGUGUAACGUCGCGUAAGUCGCGUAUACUUAGAUGUAAGACUCUUCCUACAAACAGGGUUAACGAUGGAAACUGUAAACUGCCUUUAACGUAUGUUUUGUAGAGAUUCGAGCGGUGCGCGAUAGCAUAUAAAGUUCCCAGCGAGGAAAUGGACGAGUUUAAUCUAUCGUUAAUUGACAAUUUGGGUGACGAUCGCGGAUGGAAUUCGUGAAUUGCGGAAUUAUAUCAAUUUCUGAGACCGGGAGAGUUUGCUUCGGAAAAUGUCUGAAUUUCUUUCUAUUUCCUGUUAUCUUACCAACUAAGCGUUUGUUGAAACAGGCGAAAUAUCAUGAAAAGGAAAUGUAUUUCUACUUACCUUCCCGAAAUGAUUUCUUUUUUAUUCAUGAUUUCUCGCUAAGGAUGCAUUUGAAGAGGAGACAGACAAUCAUAAAACAGACAUAGGGGAAUUUCAAAAUUACGAAGUGAAACUCGAGCUUCGAGGGAAUUUGUAAAUUCGCAAAGCGAAUCCCUACGAAUUCUUUUAAUUCCUCUCUUUCUCGCGGGGCUAUAUAUAGCGUGCGUGUUAAAUUAACUAACAAAUUCUGAAGUAUACAUAGACAUACAUAUAUAUAUAUAUGACUUCGACAUUCUCGAAAUACUGAAUUUAGCGUCGUUGCGAUAAUUAAUGUCGUACGCAUUACGGACCAAUAGCGGUAUAGAAAGGUCGAAGAUUCUGUUACGAUAACCCGUUACGUUUUUCUAUGUCCGAUGAAGUCUCCAAGUUACUCUACCGUAUGUUAGUGCAUAGCGUUUAAUGUUACUGAAUGAAUAGAAUCAGACAUUUAUUUAUAUGUCGCUCGUCGGUGUACAUGAUAAUAAAAGUUUUAUACGUUUA
Dinoponera quadriceps is the source of this 14177-nucleotide messenger RNA. RefSeq lists its product as uncharacterized. The transcript is spliced from 18 exons. Lineage: Eukaryota; Metazoa; Arthropoda; Insecta; Hymenoptera; Formicidae. Bases 469 to 10527 code for a protein of 3352 amino acids. The record is from RefSeq and is a predicted model, not a curated record. Gene Ontology annotation, molecular function: neurexin family protein binding. Gene Ontology annotation, biological process: exocytosis. Gene Ontology annotation, cellular component: plasma membrane; exocytic vesicle.